This is a messenger RNA of Camellia sinensis, 1986 nucleotides long. The record is from RefSeq and is a predicted model, not a curated record. NCBI's taxonomy places the organism in Eukaryota, Viridiplantae, Streptophyta, Magnoliopsida, Ericales, Theaceae.
AUGGCCCCAGCGGAAGUUAAAAGGGAAGGUGAUGAUUAUGACAUUCCAAAUGAAGCAGAUGACAUUCAUUUGAUCAAUGAAAGUCGGGCGAAACAUUAUCAUGGUUACGAAGCUGGUCCGAGCAAUGAAGAAACAACCAACAUGAACGUUGAAGAUGGCGGAGCCGAUGUGAAACAAGAAAUGGUUGACGAUGCUCAUCGCAAUGACAUGGUUGGUGAUGUUGAACGUGCUAUUCUAGAACAAAAAUUUGAUUUGGUCGAAGACGGAGAAGCUUUUUACAAUGCGUAUGCUAAAGCCAAGGGAUUUAGUAUACGAAAAUCCAAAUUUAACACAAAUAAAGAGGGAAAGGUUGUUAAUAGGCUGUGGUUGUGUUCAAGGGAAGGUCAGAGAUUACCAAAAUACUUGGAACGUGUUGCUGAGAAAAGUAGAGCUCCCAAGGCACUAACAAGAGUAGGUUACAAAGCCCAAUUUCGCAUACGGUACAAUGCAGAUGCUGGUGAAGGGGAAAAGUAUGUUGUGACUCACUUCGUCGCAGAACACAACCAUGAAUUGGUGGAACAACACUGUGUGAUAUAUCUGAGGUCACAUCGCGGUUUAAACAGCGCUGACAAAGCUCAAGCAAUGGCUAUGCGCAACGUUGGUAUGAAGACUAGCCAAAUCAUGGACUAUAUGGUAAAUCAGUCCGGGUCUUAUGAGAAUGUUGGUUUCAUCCGCACGGAUUUGCACAACCAUAUUCAAGCCGAACAUAGAGCAAAAAUUGAGGAAGGUGAAGUACAGGGUGCGUUGGUUUACCUAUGUGCAAAACUUGAUGUUGACACACGUUUUUUUUACAAGUAUGAUGUAUGUAAGGAUAAAAAGUUACAAAAUUUGUUCUGGGCAGAUUCGAAAUCGCGGGCUAACUACACAAAGUUUAGUGAUGUGUUGACAUUUGACUCAACGUACAGAACCAAUGUGUACAAGAAACCUUUUGUCAUGUUAGCUGAUGUGACUAACCACUUUAGGACCAUGAUAUUUGCAUGUGUUUUGCUAGCUAACAAAACAAUUGAUACAUACACAUGGGUUUUGGAAACAUUUAUGGAGGCAAUGGCCAAUAAAGCACCUGUGUCCAUACUGACAGAUGGGGAUAAGGCGAUGCGAGAGGCAAUCAGAAGAGUAUUUCUGGACGCAAGACAUCAAUUAUGUAAUUGGCAUCUUAGGAAAAAUGUUGUUUCAAAUGUUCACAAAAGUGGCUUUGCACAUGCUUUCAAGCAGUGCAUGGACAUGGAAACAGAUGAGGCAAAGUUUGAGGAUGGUUGGACGAGAAUGGUCGAAAAAUUUGGGCUUCAAACCAAUAGCUGGGUGUUGGAGACAUAUGAGAAGCGUCACAUGUGGGCUAAGUCAUAUAUGCGUGGACAUUUCUUUGCUGGGAUGAAGAGCACUCAGCGCUCGGAGAAGAGACAUGGAGCUGAGCUAUUCACCCGAAAUAUAUUUAGAAUGUUCCGUGAUGAAAUCGUAGAAGAGGGGAAGUUGAAUGUGAAUGACGUGUUCCCUUUGUCGGAUGGUCAGAAAUGCUACUAUAUUCAUAAGUACGAGGUGAAGGAUAGAUCAUGGAUAGUAACACACAAUCCAGUGGAUGCUAAAAUGAGAUGUUCUUGCAUGAAGUUUGAGUCGUUGGGGCUACCUUGCUGUCACAUGAUAUGUGUUAUGAAAGCCAAAAAUUUAACGCAAAUUCCCCCAACUUGUGUGCUGCAUAGAUGGACAAGGGCUGCAAGCAAGAAUGGCCAGCAAUGGCCUCAACCCUCAAUUGAUAGCACUACAACACAGACGGCCCGGUAUGGGAUAUUGAGUUCUGCCUACAAUGAAAUGUGUUUCUAUGCUUCGCAAUCAACGAAAGGUUUCAAAGAGGCUCGGGAUGCAUGUCUUCCGAUGACGAGUUGGAUGAAGGAGUUAUAUGAGAGGAAUCUGAACAAUGGGGAUGGAGACAAAGGGAAACAUUCAAUCCCAUGA